Messenger RNA from Aureobasidium musti, 2091 nucleotides. NCBI's taxonomy places the organism in Eukaryota, Fungi, Ascomycota, Dothideomycetes, Dothideales, Saccotheciaceae. The record is from the annotation of a GenBank genome assembly.
AUGACGCCCCCACGCAAGAAGCAAAGAUUGUCUUUGGACGCUGCAGAGGUCAAGGUCGCAGUCGAAACCGCCACCGAGGCUGCCGUCGAGAGCAAUGCUGUCACCAAAGUUUCUGACAAGGAAAGCGAAAUCGAAGCCGCUGCUCAGCGCCGCUCGCUCUUUGUCCGUUCGCUCCCUGAGUCUGCCACCUCCGAGUCCCUGACCGAGAUCUUCUCCGCUUCCUUCCCCAUCAAACACGCCGUCGCCGUUACCGACAAGGAGUCAAAGAAGUGCAAGGGCUAUGAGUUCAACGGCUUCGCUAAGGGUGCCGCUGCUGUUCAAUCGGCUGGCGAGAAGUUCAGAGAGGGCCAAGCCAAGGAGAGGGCUGCUGCUCAGGUUCCAAGAUUGAUUGUUCGCAACCUUCCCUGGAGCAUCAAGUACCCCGAUCAACUGGCCAAGCUGUUCCAAAGCUACGGAAAGGUCAAGCACACCGUCCUUCCUAAGGGCAAGACUGGACUCCUUCGCGGUUUUGGUUUUGUCAUCAUGCAGAUUGAUGGAAGACAAUUGGCUGUUGACUGGGCUGUUGACAAGGAGACCUGGGACAACACUGUUCAGGAGGAGACCAAAGAGACGGAUGAAACUAUGGAAGACGCUACCGAGGACGAUGCCGCCGACGGUGCCAACGAACACAUCAUGGACGAGGACGUUGACGAGUCUGGUUCUGAGGAUGAAGACGAAGAUGAGGACAUGGACGACAUGGAUGAUGAGGAUGAGGAGGAUGCGAAGCCCAGAACAGAGGACAACUCAUCCACCCUUUUCAUUCGUAACCUGCCUUUCUCGUGCACCGACGAGGAUCUCGAAGACCACUUUACCCAAUUCGGCGCAGUCCGCUAUGCAAGAAUUGUCGUCGACCACGAGACCGAGCGCCCCAGAGGUACUGGUUUCGUCUGCUUCUACGAGCUUGAAGACGCCGACAAUGUUCUCAAGAAUGCACCUAGACACCAGCCUCCCCGCUUGAACGACCCCAAAGCCAAGGACGGUUCUAUCCAAAUGACACACUCGGUUCUCCAAAACGAAGACGCCGAUCCCACUGGAAAGUUUACCCUGGACGGACGCGUUCUGCAGGUAUCCCGUGCCGUCAACAAGAACGAAGCCAAUCGCCUGACCGAGGAGGGCGCUGCCAACCGCUUCAAGCGUGACACAGACAGAAGACGUCUAUACUUGCUGUCUGAGGGAACCAUUCCUUCCAACUCACCUCUGUAUGAGCAGCUCCCUCCUUCAGAGAGAACCAUGAGAGAAGCCAGUGCCAAACAGAGAAAGACCCUCAUCGAGAGCAACCCUUCUUUGCACUUGAGUCUGACCCGUCUUUCAGUUCGUAACAUUCCCAGAUCCAUCACAUCAAAAGACUUGAAGCAGCUUGCUAGAGAGGGUGUUGUUGGUUUCGCUACUGAUGUCAAGGAGGGCAAGCGCCAACGUCUCAGCAGAGAAGAGAUCAGCAGAGGUGGUGAAGAGGAGGCAAAGGCCGAGGCCGAUCGCAAGAAGCGUGCCAAGGGUAUUGUCAAGCAAGCAAAAAUCGUCUUCGAAGGUCGCGAGGGCGCUAAAGUGGACGAGAAGAGCGGCGCAGGCCGCAGUCGUGGAUACGGUUUCAUCGAGUACUACACACAUCGUUCAGCAUUGAUGGGUCUGCGCUGGUUGAACGGUCAUGCCAUCGGCUACCAAGCACAAGAACAGAAGGGCAAGGGCAAGAUGUCGCAAGAGAUGAUUGCCGAGCGCAAGAAGAGAUUGAUCGUCGAGUUCGCCAUUGAGAACGCACAAGUCGUCAAGCGAAGGAAGGAGAUCGAGGAAAAGUCUCGCGAGCGUUCAUACGCUGCUACCGCUCCUACCGCUGACGGCAAAAGACAGCCUUCGGGUCGUGACACCAAGUCUGGCGCUGGUGACCGCGGCAAAGGAGGCAAGUUCGAUCGCAAGCGCAAGCGAGAUGGAAAGGACGAGGCUCCUGUCGAUGAGGAGAAGAACAAGAAGGCUCCUGCCGAUGAGAAGUUGGCGAAGCGUCAGCAAAUCAUUCAGAAGAAGCGUAUGGCUCGCCGUGCCCGCAAGCAGGGAGGGGCAUAA